UAAUGUAUAUCAAACUAGCGCCAUAACCAAGAGGAAGAGGAAAGGGGGCAGAGGAAGAACAGAGUAACAAUGGCUUCCCUCCUUAAGUUCUACAAUCCAUUAACGUUAACUCGAUUCACCCCCGUUUCACUCUCUCAGGCCUUUCUCCGCAGAACUCUUCGCAAUUCCCAUUUCUCAUUCUUCAAUUCUGCUACAACUUUCGCUCGUUUCACUUCUUCUCCCACCUCAUCUCAGCUCCCCGUCAGUGCGCCGAAUCUCAAAGAAAUAAACGCCCUUAGGCAUGAUAGUACUUCCUCGGAACUGUGGCUACACAACACAAUGAGUAGGAAGAAGGAGGUGUUCAAGCCUAAGGUCGAAGGCAAAGUAGGAAUGUAUGUAUGCGGUGUUACUGCCUAUGAUCUCAGCCAUAUCGGCCAUGCUCGUGUUUAUGUUACAUUCGAUGUUCUCUAUAGAUAUUUGAGGCAUUUGGGAUACGAAGUUCUUUAUGUUCGCAAUUUCACCGAUGUGGAUGAUAAAAUAAUUGCUAGAGCAAAUGAGUUGGGGGAAGAUCCACUAAAUUUAAGUAGACGUUAUUGUGAAGAAUUCCGCCGGGAUAUGAUGUAUCUUCAUUGUUUGCCUCCUUCAGUUGAACCCCAAGUUUCGGACCACAUGCCCCAGAUUAUUGACAUGAUAAAGCAGAUUCUUGAUAAUGGGUAUGCCUAUUCUGUUGAUGGUGACGUAUACUUUAACGUGGACAAAUUUCCAGAAUAUGGACAAUUGUCUGGUCGAAAAUUAGAGGAUAAUCGAGCUGGAGAGCGAGUUUCUGUGGACUCCAGGAAGAAAAACCCUGCCGAUUUUGCUUUGUGGAAGUCUGCAAAGGAGGGGGAACCAUUUUGGGAAAGUCCAUGGGGUCCUGGAAGGCCUGGUUGGCAUAUAGAGUGUAGUGCCAUGAGUGCGUCUUAUCUGGGGUAUUCUUUCGAUAUACAUGGUGGAGGGAUGGAUCUUGUGUUUCCCCACCAUGAAAAUGAAAUAGCUCAGAGCUGUGCUGCUUGCAGAACAAGUAAUGUAAGCUACUGGGUUCAUAAUGGUUUUGUGACAAUUGACUCGGAGAAAAUGUCUAAAUCUCUUGGGAACUUUUUCACCAUUCGGCAGGUGAUCGAUCUUUACCAUCCACUUGCUUUGAGGCUUUUCUUGUUGGGGACACAUUAUCGUUCUCCAAUCAACUACUCCGAUUUACUCCUUGAAAGUGCUUCAGAUCGCAUUUUUUACAUCUAUCAGACUCUUGAUGACUGUAGAACUGUCAUUAGCCAGGAAGAUGAAUCAAGUUUUAAGGGUCCCAUUGCCCCAAGUUUGGUGGAAGAAAUCAACAAAUUCUCCAAUGUUUUUCUGACUUCAAUGUCUGAUGAUAUUCACACUCCUGUGGUUUUGGCAGCGUUAUCAGAUCCUUUGAAAAUUAUCAAUGAUUUAUUACAUACUCGCAAGGGAAAGAAGCAGGAAUUUCGAAUGGAAUCCCUUGCAGCUUUGGAGAAGAUAAUUGGAAAUGUGUUAUCCAUCUUAGGACUAAUGCCUGCUAGUUACUCUGAGGCUCUACAACAAUUGAAGGAAAAGGCUUUAACGCGUGCAAAGAUGACGAACGAUCAAGUAUUACAGAAAAUAGAAGAAAGGAAUGCAGCAAGAAAGAAUAAGGAGUAUGAAAAAUCUGAUUCAAUCAGGACUGAUCUAGCUGCUGUUGGAAUUUCUCUAAUGGAUGGCCCUAAUGGGACAACUUGGAGACCCACUGUCCCUCUUGCACUUCAAGAACACCAGGCUUCUUCAACUUGAAUGAUAUCUUUGUGCAAGAACACCACGUUUGUUUUGUAGAAUAAAUGACCUUCACAUCAAUUGAAUUCUUCAAAGGAAAAAAAAAAACACUAAUUAUCUUUAAAAUUGAAUGAUAUCUUUACCAUUUUCUUGAAAUAAAUAUAGUAGGAAACUAAAUAUGGCAAACCCA
Molecule: messenger RNA, 1969 nt
Organism: Cucumis sativus (cucumber)
Lineage: Eukaryota; Viridiplantae; Streptophyta; Magnoliopsida; Cucurbitales; Cucurbitaceae
Product: cysteine--tRNA ligase, chloroplastic/mitochondrial
Exons: 9
Coding region: 70-1800 (576 amino acids)
Biological process (GO): cysteinyl-tRNA aminoacylation
Cellular component (GO): cytoplasm
Molecular function (GO): cysteine-tRNA ligase activity; ATP binding
Source: RefSeq, a predicted model, not a curated record